Messenger RNA from Colletotrichum scovillei, 1482 nucleotides. RefSeq lists its product as uncharacterized. The record is from RefSeq and is a predicted model, not a curated record. The transcript has 5 exons. The coding region runs from base 1 to 1482 and encodes 493 amino acids. NCBI's taxonomy places the organism in Eukaryota, Fungi, Ascomycota, Sordariomycetes, Glomerellales, Glomerellaceae. Gene Ontology annotation, molecular function: iron ion binding; monooxygenase activity; oxidoreductase activity, acting on paired donors, with incorporation or reduction of molecular oxygen.
AUGGCCAUUAUUUCGGAAGUUGUUGCAUUCAUUUCAGCUCAUCUUCCAAUUUUGAUUACUGCAAUCUUAGCAAUUCACUUGGUCCGGAAUUUCACAACAAGAGGUGUUUCUAAGAUACCAGGCCCAUUCUUAGCCAAGAUCUCCGACCUAUGGAGGUUCGUUGACGUAGCACGCGGAAGAGCUCAUGAGACGCACAUCAAGCUUCAUGCACAGUAUGGGCAGUAUGUACGACUUGGACCGAAUCUAGUCAGCGUCCAAAACCUUGAUGCCUUGAAAACCAUCUAUGGCGUUAACAAGGGAUAUCGCAAGACAGAAUUCUAUGCAGUACAGCAGCAGCUGGCCAACGGCAAACCAACGCAGACACUUUUCACGACGCUCGAUGAAGACUUCCAUGCGAAGAUCAAGAGACCCAUCUCGAGUCUUUAUUCUAUGAGUACACUGACAGAAUUCGAGCCCUUUCUAACAUGCAUGCGUCUCAAUUCAGAUGCGUUCGAUGUGAUUGGAGAGUUGACCUUUGGAAAGCCGCUCGGCUUUCUCGAUCAGGGCCAAGACGUCGGCGACGUGAUGCUUUCAUUGGAAAAGAUGGUUGACUAUGCAGGAAUGAUUGGCCAAAUACCUUGGUUGGAUCAUCUAUUCAUCAAGAACCCGAUCAAGCGCAAAUUUGGCGGUGGUUCCACGGGUGCUGUCGCUCAAUUCGCGCGCCAGUGUCUCGAGGAACGUCUUCAGCGCCCCGAAGGAAAAAUAGAAAAUCCUUCUCACCGCGACUUCCUCACUCGCUUCUUGGAAACCAAAAAGACGUACCCGCAGGUUGUCGACGACCGUCAGGUCUUCUCGUGGACACUCAGCAACGUUAACGCUGGGUCUGAUACAACAGCAAUCUCACUACGAGCGGUGCUCUAUUACCUCCUCAAGACCCCCUGGACUUUUACCAAAGUCAUGAAAGAAAUUGUGGGAGCUAGGGAAAACGGUAAACUGUCAAUACCGGUGACAUGGAAAGAGAGCCAAGAGCUGCCGUACCUGGAUGCGGCUAUCAAAGAAGCGCUCAGACUUCAUCCCGCAGUAGGCCUGCUACUCGAAAGAAUUGUUCCUAAAGCCGGAAUCCAGCUUCCUGAUGGCCCAUUUCUGCCAGAGGGCACCGUUGUCGGUAUCAACCCAUGGGUUAUGCAUCGUCAUCCUGCAUUCGGCGAUCAUCUCGAGUCCUACGUGCCGGAGCGAUGGCUGCAAGGCGAACACGAACCUCGAGAAAGUUAUGAAAUUCGGAAGGCAGAGAUGCAAGGAGCGACGUUCACGUUCGGUGCCGGACCACGUACGUGUAUCGGCAAGAAUAUCAGCUUGCUUGAGAUCUAUAAAGCAAUCCCGACUCUUCUCUAUACCUACGAUAUCAGCUUGAGCUACCCAGACAAGGAAUGGGAUACCGUGAACGCGUGGUUUGUGAGACAAAAGAACAUCCAUGUAAAAUUGACCAAAUCCGGCAGGAGUUGA